Marmota flaviventris (yellow-bellied marmot) is the source of this 1017-nucleotide messenger RNA. RefSeq names its product melanoma-associated antigen B10-like. Gene Ontology annotation, biological process: negative regulation of transcription by RNA polymerase II. The record is from RefSeq and is a predicted model, not a curated record. Gene Ontology annotation, cellular component: nucleus. Lineage: Eukaryota; Metazoa; Chordata; Mammalia; Rodentia; Sciuridae.
AUGCCUCGGGGUCAGAAGAGUAAGCUCCGUGCCCGGGAGAGACGCCACCAGGCUCAAGAAGAACCCAAGAAUAUGGGUAAUGUUCAGACGACUGCAGCCAAAGAAGAGACCCACUCUUCCUCAUGUUCUCAUUUCAAAGAUACCCCCAAGAGUUCAUCUACUCCUGGAGCAGUCAGCAAUCAAAAAGAACCUGGGCGAGCCCCAUCUACUGUGGUGACUGCUGCUACAGCUGUUUCACAUAAAACAGCUAAUGGAGACACCAAGUACCAGGUUGAGGGAAAGCCAAAUGUCUCACAGGCUAUCAUUGAGCACUGGCACAAAAACGUUGUAGACCAGAAGGUUACAGUAUUGGUUCAUUACCUGCUGUAUAAGUAUCGAAUGAAAGAGCCCAUUACAAAGGCAGAUAUGCUGAGAAAUGUAAUCCAAAUGUGCAAGAAUCGGUACUCUGAGAUUCUGAAGCAAGCCUCUGAGCACCUGGAGCUGGUCUUUGGCCUUGACAUGAAGGAAGUGGAUCCAAACAAGAAUAUCUAUGUACUCAUCAACAAGCUGGAACUAGACCACAAUGCAAAAGUGAAUGAUAACAGAGGUAUACCCAAGACCGGCCUGCUGAUGACUAUCCUGGGUGUGAUCUUCACAAAGGGUAAUUGUGCCAGUGAGGAGCAAGUCUGGGCAAUACUAAAUAUGAUGGGGGUGUAUGAUGGGAAGAGGCACUUCAUCUUUGGGGAUCCCAGGAAGCUGAUAACCAGAGAUUUAGUGAAGGAAAAGUACCUGGAGUAUCGGCAGGUGGCCAACAGUGAUCCUCCACGCUAUGAAUUCCUGUGGGGCCCAAGAUCCCAUGCUGAAACCAGCAAGAUGAAAGUCCUGGAGUUUUUGGCUAAGAUCCAUAAUACCAUUCCUAAUGCCUUCCCAGGCUGGUAUGAGGAGGCUUUGAAAGAUGAGGAAGAAAGAGCCCAAGCCAGACUUACAGCUAAGGCCCAUAAUGCUGCCAUAGCCAGUUCUCAUCCCAAGGUCACAUAA